Odontomachus brunneus is the source of this 6514-nucleotide messenger RNA. RefSeq names its product histone-lysine N-methyltransferase, H3 lysine-79 specific (gene gpp). The record is from RefSeq and is a predicted model, not a curated record. Gene Ontology annotation, cellular component: nucleus. Gene Ontology annotation, biological process: DNA damage checkpoint signaling; regulation of transcription regulatory region DNA binding; DNA repair. The transcript has 11 exons. Bases 669 to 4691 code for a protein of 1340 amino acids. Gene Ontology annotation, molecular function: histone H3K79 methyltransferase activity. Lineage: Eukaryota; Metazoa; Arthropoda; Insecta; Hymenoptera; Formicidae.
AGAGGGAAGAGACAUGACGUACAUACGCCAUGUUCGCCAUGUUUUGAUGUCGUCAUCCCCCCCGAACGCCGUUCGCCAAGUGCAGCACAAUAGUCUGUGUUUUGUAGUGAGUGUUUCCCCGUAACAGUGCGUUAAUCGCGUUUCUGGUGAUUCGUCCCGUUGAAUCAUCCAGCACCCUCCCCGUAGCACGUAGAUCGCAUGCACGCCGCGAAGCUGGAUAACCCUCGACCACCUCGUAGAAGCUUCGCUGAACGUGGGCGCUCGAACCUUUUUAUGUCCGAGGAAGUGCGACCGCGGUGCGGGGGGGGUUCGUGAGCGUCGUCUACGUGGUGAUUGUGUCCCAGUGUGAGACAGGGUAACGUCGUCGCUCCGAUAAUCGUCCUUGUUUUAACUUCAGUUAGCACUGCCUCCUCCUACUCGCUAUUGGCCGCUGCCUGCCUCGAGCCCUUCAAUAGACAGCCAGUCACUCGAUACCGUUGGCUUUCUGUGGUUACAUCACGUCACCCUGAGCGGGCGUAUCCAACGGGUCCCUCGGAUCCGUGCAGAGAGAGAGCGUCUGGUUCUUGUGCGUACGUACGUGCGUACGUGCGUACGUCCGUGCGUGCGUGCGUGCGUGCGUGCGCGCGUAUGUCUGCUCCUUUUCUCGCCUGCGGAACCCGAGGAGAAAAAUGGAGCUGCGCUUGCACUCGCCAGCGGGAGCAGAACCGAUCGUGUACCAGUGGCCACUUACAUCCGGAUCAGGAUCUGUGAGUAGAUCUAAACGUAACAGAUUUUAUGAUCGUCACGAUGGAGCACUGGACGUUGUUGAAACCAUGCGAUGGGUUUGCGAAGAUUUGCCAGACCUGAAAUUACCUUUAGAAAAUAAUAUUCUUUGUAACUAUGAUACCAGAGAUUAUGAAAGUAUGAAAAACUUAUGUGACAGAUUCAACAGAGCAAUUGAUAGUUUAGUACAAUUGGAGAAAGGCACUAGCCUACCAUCCCAGAGACUAAAUAAGAGACCUAGUAGGGGUUUACUUCGUCAUAUAUUGCAGCAGACAUACAAUCAAGCUGUUGUUGAACCAGACAAGCUAAAUCAAUAUGAACCUUUUUCACCUGAAGUAUAUGGCGAAACGAGUUAUGAACUUGUGUGUCAGAUGAUCGACCAGAUCGCCGUAACAGAGAACGAUGUCUUUGUCGAUUUGGGUUCUGGAGUUGGUCAAGUGGUUCUUCAGAUGGCAGCUGCAACUUUAUGCAAAAUUUGCAUAGGUGUGGAGAGGGCCGAUGUACCAUCGAGAUACGCGCAGAGCAUGGAAAUGAACUUUCGAAAAUGGCUAAAUUGGUACGGGAAACGAUGCGGGGAAUAUCGGUUGAUAAAAGGGGACUUCUUGGCGGACGAACACCGCGAGAGCAUUACAGGAGCUACGAUAGUGUUUGUUAACAAUUUUGCGUUCGGCCCAACGGUUGACCACCAACUAAAAUUGCGCUUCGCCGAUUUACGGGACGGCGCGCGUAUAGUAUCAUCAAAAUCAUUCUGUCCGUUGAACUUUCGUAUAACGGAUAGAAAUCUCAGUGAUAUCGGCACGAUAAUGCACGUGUCCGAGAUGUCACCAUUAAAAGGCUCCGUCUCUUGGACUGGUAAGCCGGUGUCUUAUUAUUUGCACGUUAUCGAUCGAACUAAAUUAGAACGUUAUUUCCACCGCUUGAAGAACAAUAAACAAGGUGGCUUAGAUGAAAACUCUGAUUCUGUGAUAAACAACACUGCCAGCAAUAGUAGUAAGGUUUCUAAUAGGAACGAAAGAAGUGACAGAGCCAAGAGAGAUCUUUCGAGGCAACUAGAUAGUCCGAAUCAUUCGGAACAACACGGGACAAACAGCGACUCCGACUUGGACGACAGUACUAUAAAAAGUCGUCGUCAACCGAACAAAAUAAGGAGGAAGCUCAAUAGGAAAAGUAACGGCAUCACGAAAGCUCCAGCCAGAGGUCGACAGAGAGGACGAGGUGUUAAGAGGGCUAAGCCUAAGAAGGCGAUUAAUAUAUCUGGGUUAGACUUGUUACACAGUCAAACUUUACUCAGUACAUCACCACAAGCUCUCGGGAAGAAACCUCCACCGGCACCUGGUUGUGUAGAUCAACAACUCUCUUCAUUGUCGCUUUCUUUGCAGUCGCAUUCCACUUCCGUACAUGAGGAACUCAGUAUACCGCCUGCUCCGUCCGCGACUCCGUAUGCUUUACAGAUACUUCUGGACAUGUACAGGGACCAAUUCAUGCUUAUGUUAGAAUCGAUGAGGACUCCCAGCUAUCGAGUAUCCGUCAAUACGGAUAUCUCCAAAGAAAGAGAAAGAAAUUCUAAGCUUCAGUCGAGAGCGGCGCAAUUGGAGAAACAAAUCAAGGUCUUGAUAGACGACAGCGUAGCUCUCUUAAAAGCGCGAAUGACUGAAUUAGGUAUCAAUGCUACAUCACCCGGGGAUCUGUUGGCGAAAGCCAAAGAAAUAGUUCUGCGGCAUAAGCAGUUGCAAGCUAAGGCGAGCAAAUUGCAAGCGCAAGUGGCGUCCAUAGAAACUGAACAGAGCAGGCUGGUGGCGCUUAGACACCAAGAGUUACAAGAGAAAUAUAACAAUCACGCUAAUACUAAUGGCAUAUCGAAUUUAUCCCAAUCGCUCACGCAGGAUUAUAUAUUGAAGGAAAUUUCUGCCACUCUAUCUCAGCGCAAACGAUUACAUUCUCAAGUUUCGAAGCUUGAGCACGAAUUGAAUGUAUUGGAGAGGACAACUACCGAAAAUAAAUCAAUAGCUGUGUCUCAGCAGCAGAGGGAUGCAAUGGGAAGUAAACAUAUGCAAAAUUUACACCUUCAAUCGCAAGUUACUAAGAACGGGGCGGCGCGAAAAAACAGAGAGGGUCGUUCAAGAUCGCAAGAUUGGCCGGACGUUCCGGAUAUUGGGAAAAUUCAAGAGAAUAAUCCAGAAAUAUUGGCGCAAAAGAUCUUAGAAACAGGAAGACAAAUAGAGGCAGGUCGUGUGCCGAGCAGACAGAGUACGAAUACCAACAAUAAUUCCAGGACAAGACUACCGCAGGCGUCGCUCAGCUUCUCUACUACACCAUCGUCCAUUUCAUCCACGCAAUCACAGGUGGCUGUUAAAGACGCAUCAGGUAGAACUCAAGAACCGCCCAGAGUGGCUAAUUUCGAAGACCGAUUGAAAAGCAUCAUCACGAGCGUAUUGAACGAAGAUCAGCAGAACAGAAAUAAGCAGCAGCAACUCCAACUGCAUGUGCAACUGCCAAAUCAGUCCGAACCCGAGAGGAAACGUCUCAUGAUAUCGCAGAAUGUUUCCACUCCGGAUUAUACCCAAGUUUCGCCCGCGAAACUAGCUCUUCGCCGUCAUCUAUCGCAAGAACGCCUCUCAUCUCAUUUGACAUCAUCCGACAGAUCGACAGUUGAUUCUAGACAAUCAUCGAGUCAUGACAAUCGCCUUGUAGCAGGUGGAAAUGGAUUGCUCGGUGCUAGAACGAUCGGCGAGCUCGUCAACGGGGAAAUUGAGAGGACCUUAGAGAUAUCGAAUCAAUCGAUCAUAAACGCCACUGUCGAUAUAAGUGCGAUGAUAAGACCCGAAACCGUAUACUCGCCCAUUAGCAGGCCGGCGAGUGCUGAAGGAGAUGCUGGUUUAUCGACUUUGGCGCAUGUGGCCAGUUAUGCACCUAUCUCCUCCGGAAUUUCCACAUCCACCCCGACAACUAGUUCGAGAUCAUCCGUGCUUUUCACUCCGGUAACGCAACCGCAAAGAUACACGCCAGUUCAGUUGCCGCGAGCAGACAUCAAGCCUUAUCACGAGUCGUACUUUUCGGAUAAUGUUUCUCAAUCACAAACACAGUCCCAUUCAACAACACCGUCGCUACAUUCUUCUCAGAACGUAGCGAACGGAGAAUUGUUACCCGUAGAAGGACUCGCGGCUUCGUUACAUGCACGAUUAUUGAACAACUCUAAUGGUAACGGCAAAGUCGACUUGCCGCUUUCCAACAACAACAGAAGUUCUAGAUUUCAACCGUACUCACGGUAUACAAGUAACGGUAACAGUAGUGCCAAUGCGACAACAAGCGGCACGAUGACGGCGAUUUGCCAAUCGCAACCUGCUGUGUCAAUAAAAACGGAAGCGGUUGUUUCAUCGGUGAGCGGAGCAUCUCUAAGUCCCCUCGUGGAACCGCAUUCUAAUAUGUCGACACCGCUAGUCGAUGAACCCCAGAUGACGCGGAGGCAACGAAAUACUGAUGAUGACGGAGAAGCUGAUUGGCAAGAUCGCAUCAGCUCCGGAUUCGAUCGCUUGGUCGCGUUUGCUUCUACAGAGUUGGACAAACGCAGGCGAUCGACCGAAGGAGUGAACACAAGUCCGGACAGCGGAUUAGGCUCAGACAGCGCGGUAACAGGACCGCCGCCGGUAGUACCGUCGCCCGACGAAGCGUUAGGGCCGCCGAGAACACCCUCUCCGACCAGUCCCCGUCCUCCGAAUCCAUCCAACGGCAAUCCCCCAAACGGCGCGUCUACCUCCUCGGUACCUCUGAAAUACCAGCGGCAACCAGACCCCGAGCGACAUCAUUUCAAAAAAAAGUUUUUUCAUCGUGAUUGGAAUAAUUCCGCGAGCACUAGCAAAUUUCGCCCUAAAGGCAAGGACUGGGAUUGGAACCAUUCUGGACAAUGGCCCUCGAACGAUGAACAAUCUUAACUCCAUCUUUAUUGUGCGAAAGAUAGUUUUUCUUGCACAUAUUGAGAAACAUGGAGAAUUUGCCUGCUCUUAUGUAUUCGAUUAUAUAACGAAUAGGGGCGGGCGUUGUUUUCGCUUUUACAUUUUUUAUUUAUUUGUGUUUCGUUAUCGAUUAUCACACUCACACACAUACACAUAUAUUUCUCUUGUAUCGUGUUAAUUGCGAACACAUCCCUAAUUGUGCGACACAUACAGGAGAACUAUUUCGUACGAUGUAUUCUAUUAAAGGUUAAUGAAGGGAGAAACUGUAUCUAUACGGGAGCGCUUGACUAGUUAUACCUACAAAAUCGACGAACCGACGCUUGUUUUCCACAUCUGUCGUAAGAUAUAUUUGUAUCGCAAUGAGAGAGAGAUAAAGAAAGAGAGAGAGAAAGAUAGAAUAGUUACGAGGCUAAUUAAAGCCCACUUCGGACGACUCUGUAAUUCCCAGUAGAAUGCGGAGCAGAAUUUUAUUUGUAAUUUUAUAAUGUUGGCAAAUAUUUUGUAAACUUGUAAUAUGAAAAAGCAUUUGUAGAAAUUUAUAUAUGUGUUCAUGUGUCUGGUAAGUCUUAUUCUUUACAUGCUUUACAAGUAGAGUUCCGUUCCGAAUUCUCGUUUAAUAUUGUUCGAGAUGGGCUUGAUACGAUAAUUAAGGGAAUCGCGGAGUGAGAUCGUAAACUUAUUAGCAAUAUACGCAAGUGUAUUAAGAAGAAUUUAAAGACCUUGACAAAGAUUUAUCAGACAUUACUCUCCGAUUCGUAGCACUUUAACUUAAUAAUAUUAUUAGUGAUCAGAGUCUUUUUUGGUAAGGCUUUGCAAAUAAUUAUUAUCAAUUUGGUCUCUUUUUAACACGAUUACACAAUACCACCGAGAUUGACAUGCCAUGUGUUUUUGUAUAAUAUGCAAAAGAGUCUUGUAAUCCGCGCCUGUAUACGUACACACAUAUGCAAUAUACAUACACAUAACACAUAAUUACUGCAUAUUAAACACGUUAGAGAAGUAUAUUAGAGAGAACAAUGUACCAUACGUGUUACAGGCGUGCAUUACGACGGACCGGUCGAAACACAAUUGGCAUCGGCAAAGAAAAGAGGGAAAAAAAGAGCAAGCCAGCAAAACCUCUGUGUGUUCGUAGCAAAUAUUUGCUGCAAAUUUUAUAUGCGGCUAAAUCUUCCACCGUCUCUGGAAGAUGUAUACCUAAGUGUUCACUGUGGCUCAUAGAAUUAUUGUAACAACGGACAGAGCGGGGAAAUAGUCACUUGGCGGGAACGUUGAAAAUGGGAAAAUUCGUUCUUUUUGCACGCGCAUCUACAUACGUCGUUGUACGAUUAUAUACGUGGAAUAUCCAAAGAAAAUGGUACUUGCGAGUGAGUUUACAUAGUUUCGAGUGGUGCACCCGUAUUGGGCAUCACGCGUGGGUGCUGCGAAAGAAGAAUAGAGUAAUCAUCAAGUAAUAGUAUUUCGAGUCGACGAUUUAUCCGAGGCAUUCGUCGGCGCGACAUUGAUUGUAUAAAGGUCCCUUCUUUUUUACAUUGUCUCGCAUUGUCUUACUUAUAUAUGCGAAGGGAGGGAAGGACGGCGGUCACACAUCGCGUUUCGGAGAUUUUGAGAGGAUUAGUUAAACGAUCAUUAUUUAACAAUCUCCUGUGGGUCUUUAUACAUUUAUAGUUGUAACGAUAUAGCCCUCUGCCAAGCAUGUCGGACACACUGCCGAAUCUUCUAUUGAUUAUUAAUUUUAUUGAACGCAACUAUAUUAUUUAUUGUUUUUAUUGAAAUAUUUUAAUACUAUUACUAUUUGUAACAAGUAA